AUGGCUGACCAGACCCCAAACCAAUCCGCUUCACCUUCCACCCCUGACCAAGUAGCCAUGCGAGAGGCAGCAUUCCUGGCUACUCGCCGGGAGAACCCGGAGAAACCUUCUGCUGUUAGGCCUUCUGUGUUCAAGAGAGGAGGAAGCACUGAGAGCAUACCUAUGCUAACACCUACCGUCUCAACUGAAAGUGAAAGGAAGAGACGCGAUGAUACGGAGGUGUUUGGCAACAUCCUGAGUACCUUAGAGCAAGGAGGUGGAUUGCCCGAGGCAGGGGUUGUAAACCAACCACUGACUACUGAGGAGAAGGCGGUGGUAGUGGCAGAAGAAGCAGUGAAGGAUGGAAGAAGAGAAGAAGAAGAGAUUGCAAUUGAGGAGGCCAAGGAAGCUGAGGUUGCAUUAGAGACCCCUGACAUUGCGAUGGAGGAGGUUGCAGGGGAUACGCAACCAGAAGGGGCUAAGAAGAAAGAGAAGAAGAAGAAGAAGAGCAAGGGAAAGAAGGCUGGAGAGGCGGAGUCUUCACAUUAUCGCAAGGCAAGAAAGAACAAAGAGAAAAAGUAUGAUGAUGAAGAUAAAGAGGCCAAAAAGGAGAGGAAGAAGAAGGAGAAAGAAGAAAGAAAAUUGUGCCGGUGUGAAGAGAGGACUUGA
This is a messenger RNA of Benincasa hispida (wax gourd), 648 nucleotides long. The record is from RefSeq and is a predicted model, not a curated record. Lineage: Eukaryota; Viridiplantae; Streptophyta; Magnoliopsida; Cucurbitales; Cucurbitaceae.